CCACGUUGACAGGCAGCGCCGCUUCAUUUUAGCCUACAAGCGUCCUUGGAUUCAAGCUCUUGCAACCGAUGCAUUGCAAAGAAAACAUAAAGCUUUCCUUUCUAACAUCCACGCCUAGAUUAUCUGGUAACAGUCCUUCCGUACGUAUCUUUUCCCCACCAACUUUCCAAUGUCAAACUUUCUCCCACUUCUUCUGGUUGUACGACACAGCCCAUGCUAUUGGGGUUUCCUUCCAUUACCCCUACAUGGUGAAUUUUUCCUCGUUUGCUUGUUGUCUUCUCAACAUUCAUCCUUGGGUGGGUUAUAUAGGUAAUUUAAUCCGGAUGCAAUGAUAAAGCUUAGAGUUGGUUUACAGGACAAGCUAUUUCCCUACUUGUGUGCCUGCUAUCGGAAUUGAUUGCUGAUGGCUAGUUUAGUUGAAGUGAACGUUCCUGUGUCAGAGGCCUUUCUUCAGUGGCCCCUGCAAAGUGUCUACAAGCUUUCUGUGUAUUCCUGGCAGUGGUUGGAAACUUUGGGCAAGGGAUCUCGAGUUGAAGGAAUUCUCUUCAAUCAUGCCAUUCACAUUAUAGGGCCAUGUCUCACUGUUUUCAAAAGAUACAAAAUCUCAAAUGUUGAAGUUCAGCUUAUUGAUGAAAAAUACAGAACUGAUGGCUUAACUACUCAAUGGGUCAUUUCUACCAAAACUGUUAUGGAAGAGCUGCCUGAUGAGACUGAUAUGAUGCGUACAAGAUUCUCCUACACUAUGUUCAAAGAUCUCGCACAGUUUAUGGAGCAAAAGAACCAAUUUGUUGAUAUCCUAGCAGUGGUUAUUUUUGUAUCACCAGUGACUCCUUUCACAAGCAAAUUUGGAACUGGAAGAGUGCAAAAGUUUGUAGUCAUUAAGAAAGAGAAGCUGCCUCUCCAACUAUCACUAUUUAAUGAAUUCAUCGAUAAUGAAGGCCGGAAAAUUGCUGAGAACAUGAACAAUUUUCUAGUUAUAGUUUGCAGAAGGCUAAAGGUCAAGUCUUUUAAUGGAAUUGCUUUGUCUACUAGGAAGAACUCAGCUAUCUUGAUUGAUCCACCUAUUCAAGAGGCUAUGCAGCUAAAAAAUUGGUGCCGAUUUGAUGUUAUCCUUUAUGAUAAAAAUGGAAGAGUGACUGCAACUUUGUUUGGUGAUUUAGCUGAAAAACUUGUAACUUAUUUUGCCUUGGAUGCAAUGCAGUACUUUCACAAAAAUAUUGAGCUUCCAUUAAUGCAUGUUCAUGAAGCUUUAUGGACUAAAGAAUUUGCAAUUCAAAUUCAACCAGCUGCCAGCCAUUAUGGAGAUCUUCAGCAACGCUAUACAAUUCUUCAUUACGACGAGUCAACUCUUGCUGAAACUUCAACAUAGCAAGCUAUUGAAUCUCCCGGUUCUUUCUUACUAGAGUCUCUCCUGCAAAUUCCAACUGCUGAAACACAGGAUGCGCGAAGUCCUAUCACAAGUGUUUGCAUUAAUCUAGCAAGCAAAUUUGAUGAAGUAGCCACGCCCCAAGCAAACAGCCCAGAGACCAGCUCUGAAGUUAUCUCUGCAUCUAAAAAAUCAAAACUAGCUUAAUGCUCUCUAUAUCUUUACUUGCAUCUCCAAUCAGGCUAUUCUUGCUUUUGAACUCAUGACUAGAAUCUCAUUAUGUAACUUUUGUAAUCUGAAAAAUGGCCGGACUUCUAGUCUCCAUAUGAUGUUUAUCCAUUUCAAGAACGUAUCUAUUAUGUACGAACAAUGCUGCCUAACUAUAUUAAAAUCCUUUUGUUUAGCUCAUAUUGAAGCUAUUAC
Messenger RNA from Coffea eugenioides, 1789 nucleotides. RefSeq lists its product as uncharacterized. Lineage: Eukaryota; Viridiplantae; Streptophyta; Magnoliopsida; Gentianales; Rubiaceae. The record is from RefSeq and is a predicted model, not a curated record. Bases 404 to 1369 code for a protein of 321 amino acids. The transcript is spliced from 10 exons.